Molecule: messenger RNA, 1072 nt
Organism: Paramecium octaurelia
Lineage: Eukaryota; Ciliophora; Oligohymenophorea; Peniculida; Parameciidae
Source: the annotation of a GenBank genome assembly
UAAACAUUAAAAAUGCUUGCUAGCAACGAAUUAGUGUUGGGAGAUUAGUAAACUUAAAUUAUGAUGUAGACCUAAAUAAAUUAAGUGUCCUUUUUGCUCAAAUUCAACAGUUUCAACUGUUACUUUUAAGAAUGGCUAUAUAAGCUAUAUUACGUGUUUUUUAGUUUUGCUGAUUUUUGGACUUAUGCCAAGUCUUUUACUAAUACCAGUCAUUAUGAUAAUCACAAGAACCUUAAUUCAUAAGUAAUUAUGAUAAAAUGAGCUUAGAUGUUCUGCAUGCAAUGAAGAAAUUGGUGGAGAUGGAAAAGUGUUUCAUGUACUAGGUGUGAAGGAUUCAGUAUGAGUAUUAAUAUAUUCUUAAAGAUGAUGUCAUUCAAAAUUGGAGAGUUCGGAGUUAUUUUGACUAAAAGAAUAGUUAUUGGCACUUUGUUAUUAAUCUUAACAUUAGGAGUUUUGUGGUAUAGAAUAAUUGAAAUGCCAACUUCAUAAUGGAUGGAUUAUCAUCAACAUUACAAUCCAAAUAUCACUAUUUCUGACACUUGGACUGAUUAUUUAGAGAAAUGUACAAAGGAGAAAAUAUUUCAAAAUCUGUAAAAUUAAUAAAUUUGUUAUUAAAAAUAUAUCGACAGAACAAUAGUAGAUUGGAAAGGUAAAAUUAAAUAUUAAGUACAUUUAGGAUACGCAAUAAGAGUUGAGGAUAACCAAUAAUCUUUAAUGAAGUUCUUGCAUCACUCUGUUAAUAUUUUGGUGAAAAUGGAUCCUGCCGAAAGUGAAUUUCAUCCUGAUUUGUUGUUGACUGCAGAUAGUGAAAUAGCAACUGAAUUGUGUAAUUUGAUUAUAGAUUCUUUUAGCUUCUGAGAUUGAGAAAUUGGAAAGAGGUAGUGAGUUUAGUUUCACUGCUAUAAUUAAGUCGAUUGGGGAUUACUAAAACAUAAGACAUUUUCAUCUCCUCAACAUAACUAAAUUAGAAGGUUACAUUGAAAUUCCACCUCAUCUUCAUUAAUAAAGUAGAUAUGGAAAUUCUUAACAAUUUCUUGCUUAAUCAACUGAUUGAAUAUAUGAGUAAUAAUAA